Messenger RNA from Lepisosteus oculatus (spotted gar), 2104 nucleotides. The record is from RefSeq and is a predicted model, not a curated record. NCBI's taxonomy places the organism in Eukaryota, Metazoa, Chordata, Actinopteri, Semionotiformes, Lepisosteidae.
AUGCGCUUUAGAUCUUUGCCACUGUGUCUUGAUGACCGAGUGGUCAGGGUACCGAUGACUACCAUCGCGGUAGCCCACACUGAGGAAAUGGUUUGGAGAACGUCUGGCGCGGAUAGCAGAAGGUGGAGUUUCUCUUGGCCAGCUUGUCCACUCGGGGGCAGUCUGAUUUCCCUUGGACGUGUCCGACCGUAACCCAGUUGAGGUUGCGGCUUUCUUAGCUAAUGCAUAUAGAAAGAAACAGGAUACAGAAAGUAGUAAGACGUUCUCCUUAAAAUGCGUAACACGAAACCCCGAAAUACAGAGGACACAAAAUAGGAAGAAACUGAGUCAGGAAAAACCUGAUUAAACAGGUAAACUAACAGCGUUGAAAUCAUAUUAUGAUCCAGGAAAAGGGUGUUUAUCUUGUUUCAGUAUAGCAUGAACAGUUCCUGAUUGUUGUAACCACAUGACUCAUCUCACAUGAUAUUGUAACAGUUCAGUACUGAAGUGCGAGUCGAGUGCUCAACCAGCAGGCUGGUUGCUUUUCCCACCAAAGUAAAUAGUUAAAAACAGAACUCUUCUCUUCGGCUAUAUUUUGUUGAAUUAAAACUGAUCAUGCAUAAACCUCACAGUUUCACAAUGGGGUCCUUCUGGCAGUUGGCACUGCUGGGCUGUCUGUUAAGAGCUUGUGUAGCAGCUCAUCUGUACAUGGAAGACCUUCAGGAGCAGAAGAAACAGACUGAGCAUAUUGAAGAAGAAAGUCUACCACAAAGUGGUAGUUAUCGAAGUGGAAGUAAUCCAGUCUGGCAGUCCAACAGUUUGACAGAUUCAUUUGCAAAUGCUAAAGAUAUUCAGACUGAAGUCGUUGUGCCCUCCUGGCUAGAGCCAGGCGGAGUUGGACUUCUUUUGGGCCUUGGUAUUGGAAUUGGAAUUGGAAUUGGACUAACUUGCUUGUACUUAAAAAUCAGAAACCAACAACAAGGUAAUCAUGGAAUGAACUAUACCCGUCUCUCAGGAACCAGGGAAAACGUAAGAGAAGGAGAUGGUAAGAAGGAAGGAGCUGGAGAAAGUGCUAAACAGUGGUCAGGAGAAGGAGAAGUAGCUGAUCUCCCUGAUGUACGCUUGUUGGAAGUCUUAAUAAACCUGGAUAUGAACACUAUCAACCCCUACCUGAUAGUGUCAGAAGAUGGCAGAUCAGUGAGGUGGACAGAGCAGCGCCAGAAUCUCAUUGACAUCCCAGAGAAGUUUGAUGAAUACCCCUGUGUGCUGGGCAACAGGUUACCAGCAGAGUUGAGGCGUGGGUGUUACUGGGAGGUGGAGGUUGGAAACAAGAAGUCCUGGGAGCUGGGAGUGGCCCGAGACUCAGUGAGCAGGAAGGGGCAACUGAGUCUGAGCCCUGGAGCUGGGUUUUGGGUCCUGAGUCUUUGGGAUGGGAAGCUGAUGGCCCUGACUGACCCAGAGACCCGACUGGACACAGGUGUUCUCACAAGAGUGGGGAUCUACCUGGACUAUGAGAACAAGAAGGUCCGCUUCUACAAUGUUGAUAAAGAUUCCAACAAAAGUGAGAAAAAACGACUCAUCUACUUUUUUGAUGAGGAAAUCGACAGGACAGUCCGUCCUUUUUUCUCCCCUGGGAACAGCGAUCAGGACCCUCUGAUCAUAUCUCCCAAUGCAAGAAUGCCAUAAUGGGAAUUGAAUUAUCUUCAAUACACUACUGCAAAUUAGUUUUAUGACAAAAUAUACGACUGUAUGGGCGUGAGGCCUGGUGACCAUUUUGGAUUUCUUGGAAUAUCCUUAUUGACCCUUAGUAUAAAAGCAUGAGACACAAAAUUUCAUAUUUAAUGAAGUUGUGUAUGUGAAUAACAAACUCUUUCUAAAAAAAGUAGUUCUGAAAUCAAUUUGUUUGAGACCUUUGAAACUUAUGGUAGAUAUUCCCAAAAUUUAAUUUUAGGAAUGUCAGUUAACCUUAAUUCAUGCUUAACCAGUUACUCAAUUCAUGUUCAAACAUCAAGUGUUUGAAGGGAGUUCAUGUAUAAAAUGGAACUGUGGGGAAUUUCAUUCUUUUUGUGAGCUGUGCUUUUUUAUUUAUUUUUUUUUACCAUAUUUUUUUGGUCCUGACCCUUAA